Molecule: messenger RNA, 1156 nt
Organism: Sclerotinia trifoliorum
Lineage: Eukaryota; Fungi; Ascomycota; Leotiomycetes; Helotiales; Sclerotiniaceae
Source: the annotation of a GenBank genome assembly
CCCACAUCCUAUAUUGCUGUACAACCUCUCCCGUGCGUUGUCUACUUUCAUAUCGUAUACCCAUUUUCACGUUUACACUUCCAUAAAAAAACACAAUGUCUGUGUCACCAGCUCCAUUUAAAACUCUUGAGGGAAAGGUCGCCUUGGUGACAGGUUCCGGUCGUGGAAUUGGUAGAGGUAUUGCUCUUGAGCUUGCCGCCCGUGGGGCAAGCGUUGUUAUUAAUUAUGCCAACUCCGCUGGGCCAGCUGAGCAGGUCGUUCAAGAAAUCGAGGAACUUGGUAGCAAAGGAAUUGCUAUUAAAGCAGAUGUCUCCAAGGUACCAGAAAUUCGGCGCUUGUUCCAAGAGGCCAAGGCACAUUUCGGUAAACUCGAUAUUGUUAUGAGCAAUUCGGGUACUGAGAUCUUCAAGGAGGAGGAAGACGUCACCGAAGAAGACUACGACAGAGUUUUUGGCCUUAAUACUAGAGCACAAUUCUUUGUUGCUCAACAAGCGCUUAUCCAUCUCGAGAACUAUGGAAGAAUUGUUUUAAUGUCUUCCAUUGCUGCCAAUAUGUCCGGUGUACCUAACCAUGCUUUGUACGCUGGCAGUAAAGCAGCUGUUGAAGGAUUUGUUAGGUCUUUCGCCAAAGAUUGUGGAAAAAAGAAGAUUACGUGCAAUGGUAUUGCUCCUGGUGGAAUCAAGACCGAUAUGUAUGAGCAGUAAGUAUUUUUUUAUCAUUUAGAUUUCAUGAUCAAUGCUGAUAUGAAAAUAGAAAUGCAUGGCAUUAUGUUCCAGGUGGAACUGAAGGAAUGGAUGUAGACGUCAUUGACAAGGGACUUGCUGCUGUCUGUUCACUGGGACGUGUCGGUGUUCCAAAGGAUAUCGGAAGAGUUGUAGCAUUCUUGGCUGGUCCAGAAUCUGAAUGGAUUAAUGGUAAGACCUAUCGAUAAACAAGUUCCUUUUCUUAUGACUAAUAUUUGAGUAGGACAAAUUCUACAACUCAACGGUGGUGGAAAGUAAGUUGGCGAUAUGUGAAUAGAAGUUGAAGGAGUUAUGCAUCAUGAAUUGAAGGUUGCUUACAGGAAUACCUGUCCGGUUUGGUAGACGGUAGAAUGUUAGGGACAUGUAGAAUGAAAAAAAAAUCUAAUACACAUCAUUAAAUGCCAUUUUUGCCA